AUGGUCAAAGUCGCAGAGAACCGUGUCAUCGAUCUCGACCUUCUCCCGGGUGAUCCCAAGGCGGACAGGCUCUCGGAGCAAACCAAAGCUGCCAUCGCUGGCAAAGUCCCUCAAGACGAAGCCCAAGGAGUCUCCUCGAACACCCAAAGCGCCGUCACUGCCCUCGGAGGGACGUUAGGAGGAGGGGUCAAAGGACUCGUCGACACCGUUGGAAAUACCGUUGGCUCUCUGGGUGAGGGCGUGGUCGGCACUGUCCAGGGCGUGGGAGACGGAGUGGGCAGCACGGUACAAUUCACGGGCGGCGCAGUCGGUGCUGGUGCCGGCAAAAUUGGCGACAUGUUCUCAGGCAGCAGCAGCAACAGCAAUCAAGAUGCGAAGGAGGCCCAGAAGGAGAGACUGGAGGAAGCUACAGACAAGACCAAGGAGAUUGGCGGGGAUGUAGAGAGGUCGGUCGAGGAACACAGCAAGCAAGCGACCAAUGCCGCCAAAGAGGGCGGUGAAGGCACCAAGGAUGUCGUGGCGGGUAUGGCAGAAAACAGCGAAGAGAAGGUCGCGGGAGUGUCUUCGUCGUCGUCGUGA
Molecule: messenger RNA, 579 nt
Organism: Fonsecaea erecta
Lineage: Eukaryota; Fungi; Ascomycota; Eurotiomycetes; Chaetothyriales; Herpotrichiellaceae
Exons: 3
Coding region: 1-579 (192 amino acids)
Source: RefSeq, a predicted model, not a curated record